CUGUGUGAGGUAAAGAUGGCAAAAAACUUUGUCGCUGAAGGACAGAAAACUCUACAGAAGUGGACAUUUGCAUGUAACUUGUGUUUUCUCAUUUUGUCAACAGAGCUGAAAAGGUCCUUGUAUGCGUUAUUCUCACAGUUUGGUCACGUGGUCGACAUUGUGGCUUUAAAGACUAUGAAGAUGAGAGGACAGGCUUUUGUUAUAUUUAAAGAACUUGGAUCCUCUACCAAUGCUCUGAGACAACUACAAGGCUUUCCAUUUUAUGGAAAACCAAUGCGUAUUCAAUAUGCAAAAACAGACUCUGAUAUAAUCUCUAAAAUGCGUGGUACUUUUGCUGAUAAGGAAAAGAGGAAGGAAAAGAAGAAGGCCAAAUCUCUGGAGCAGUCAGCAAAUGCAGCAAAUAAAAAGGUUAUUCAGGGAGCAACACAAAAUUCAGCCAAUGCCCCAGGGACAGCAGCACAGAAUCAGCAGGUGCCUGAUAACCCACCAAACUAUAUCCUUUUCCUUAAUAACUUGCCUGAGGAAACAAAUGAGAUGAUGCUGUCCAUGUUAUUCAAUCAGUUUCCUGGAUUCAAAGAGGUACGCUUAGUGCCUGGGCGCCAUGAUAUUGCAUUUGUGGAGUUUGAAAAUGAGAAUCAAGCGGGAGCUGCUCGAGAUGCUCUCCAAGGAUUCAAGAUUACUCCAUCUCAUGCCAUGAAAAUCACUUAUGCAAAGAAAUAACCGGAUGCUCCUAGAAACGACUUCUGUGGAUAGCUGUUGUAUUCAUGUGAUGAUACUUUGAUCAGCUAACAAGUUUGCUGUUGCCUGCAGAAAACUUAAGACAUGUGUAAGAUUGCCACCACAACCAGGGCAGAUGUAGGAUUUCCACAGAUCUACGGGAUAGUAAAUUUUUAUAAAAUUCAGUAUAUGUUGUUUUCAAGCCAUGUUUUUCCUUUAAUUUGUUUUAUUAUUGAUCUUUGAGGCUUGCAGGGCUUAUUCAGUAUACUAGUUUAACUACUUCUGAGGUGACACUCAUUUCUCAGAAGUGAGUGCUGGAGAAAUAGCAGUCUUUCCAGAGCAAAAAGCGUGAGCAGGAAUACUAAAUGUCAGCAUAUUCAGAAUAAAUGCAACACUCAAUCUUCAGCCUCAUUAUCAAGGGGACAGCUGCUUUUCAACAAGAAUAAUUUUGUCACUUAAGAAAAACAACUUAUCAUUAGUGGGUUUUUUUUCCUAGGUAUGGGUAGACAUCGAUUAUAGUUUGACAGCACUGUUGUUCAGCUUGGUUUUGUCUUUAUAAUGAUGGAUGGUAGUAGAAGCAGGCCCACAGAAGAAACGUAAAGUUUAUCUGUUGUCUUCUCUUCUGCUCUUUCCAGCCCUAUUACUAGUGAUUUUAAUAAAUGGUUUAGGAAGAGCUUUCUGUCUCCACAAAGACAAUGCAUAUGAGCCUGAUGGUCUGUUUUUAUGCAGGUUUUUCGAAAAUAUAUGUCCUAAAGCUUCUGGGUUUGUUGCUUUUUUGUAUUUGUCAAAACCUUUACAGAUCUUGUGUGACGUGAAAUAUGCUGAAUGCAGUGAGGUAA
Molecule: messenger RNA, 1556 nt
Organism: Athene cunicularia (burrowing owl)
Lineage: Eukaryota; Metazoa; Chordata; Aves; Strigiformes; Strigidae
Gene: SNRPB2
Product: small nuclear ribonucleoprotein polypeptide B2
Exons: 5
Coding region: 16-720 (234 amino acids)
Biological process (GO): mRNA splicing, via spliceosome
Cellular component (GO): U1 snRNP
Molecular function (GO): U1 snRNA binding
Source: RefSeq, a predicted model, not a curated record